AUGCCUCGAGAGGAACUUGGCCAUAAAACAAAGAAUAAUGGAUUGGCAACCAAGGACAGAGAAAAGGGAAAUAGCAGACAAAGAAGACGAUGGGGAGAUGACAUCAUUUCUGGUGAACUCAGAUCUCAAGAUGGUCUGAUGAGAGAAGUGCGCCAGGCGCUGGCUCGCAAUGGACGCCAUUUCCGAGCAGCAGAAGAUCACAUUUACUGUGGAGUAGUACUGGAGCAAAAUAGAGAGUCAGUAUGUGGAGUAAUUCCAGGAUCAAAAAGAAAUUUGUUCGUCAGGAAAGAAGCAGCUAGUGAAUUUUUAGAGAGGGGUGUCCAAGGCUUAGCCGAGGAAUGCUGUGGAGAAGGUUGUACCAUCGAAGAAAUCAGUGAGAGCUGUUAAAAUCGUUUCUGUAAGACAUCUGUCGCCUGAGUUUCCAUACUACAAAAACCCAAGCAACAAGCCUUUGACAUGUUCACCAAACUGGUUAGGUUAUUCGAUUUACAUUGUUAUAACACAUUUUGUGAGGGUUUUGCACGCUCACGAAGUGCCUUUUUCAACUGCAAACUUGAGGUCUUUAAAGUACAUUUUCAAGCGGAGUAGUCGAGAUUGGCAUAUUGCAUACUAUUGUAUGAACUAGAAUUAUUAACGCUCAAGAAGUGCCCCUUUCCAUCUGCAAACUGAUGAGGUCUAAAGUGCAUUUUCAGCCGGGAUGGUAGGGGAGAUUGGCAUUAGUAUAGACCAGCCUACUAUAACCCUGUUUUACUCUGUAAUUGUUUAUGUUUGAACUGAUUUUUUUUUGUAAAUCCAAUGUAAUUUUAACCGUUGCAACCGAAUUGAAUGUUCAUAAACCAUGAAUAACACAAAAUGAAUUUCCAGAUUGAUUAUCAAUCCGUAGGCCCAUAUUAAUACAGUUAGUGUGUGCACUAUUGAGAUCGUGCUCAGUAAUUGUAAGGUUAUUGGUCCGGGUGGUCAGUUUGUCAAAGGGAAAUAAAAACAGCGUUUAGACUGUGACAGGAAUAAACAAAUAGUUUGUUUCGUCUUUAUAUAAUUUUUUUGACAUAUUUUUGUUUCUGUUAAAAAUUUUCUAUUUAUAUAAUUUGCUUUGCUUUUGUUUGGGGUGAUAUAAAAGAAAGUGAACAUCGGUGGGUUAGCGCAGCAUGCAACGCAUUGGAGGAGUUGGUUGUUUCUUUGAAACUGAAGGCAAAACUCAAGACAUUUGGUCCAUCUUUGCACUUAUUUAUUUCAAUCUUAAAACAGAUAUCUUUCAAUCGUACUUUAUUGUGAAAUUUUUACAUAUUCAGUAAAGCAAGUAACAACUUAAUAAGUAAACCACAUCGAAUUAAAUGUCCAAUAUAAACUCUGACGCAAGUCCCACCACCAUAAAUGUGACGGUCCAACACCCAAACUGCUGGACUUUGAUUAUGGUGGUUUGCCUGAUCCCAUGAGUGAUGCACUAGGAUCCUUCCUCACUCUAACAAAACCCACUCUUUACAGAAAUCCAACACCAUGUGGUAACACAGCAGCCAAACUGUUGGACUCUGAUUAUAGUGGUUUGCCUGAUCCCAUGAGUGAUGUACCAGGAUCCUUCCUCACUCUAACAAAACCCACUCUUUACAGAAAUCCAACACCAUGUGGUAACACAGCAGCCAGACUGUUGGACUCUGAUUAUGGUGGUUUGCCUGAUCCCAUGAGUGAUGUACUAGGAUCCUUUCUCACUCUUUACAAAAAAUCAAACACCAUGUGGUAACACAGCAGCCAGACUGUUGGACUUUGAUUAUGGUGGUUUGCCUGAUCCCAUGAGUGAUGUACUAGGAUCCUUUCUCACUCUUUACAAAAAAUCAAACACCAUGUGGUAACACAGCAGCCAGACUGUUGGACUCUGAUUAUGGUGGUUUGCCUGAUCCCAUGAGUGAUGUACUAGGAUCCUUCCUCACUCUAACAAAACCCACCACCAUACCCAACUCAACAACCAACCUAUUAGACUCUGAUCAAUAACUGAUCCUAAGAAAAAGUGAAACAUAACCAGUUCGAUAGCACUAUCCCAUGGGUGGAUUUCACAAAGAGUUAAGACUAGUCUUAUCUCGAGUUAGGGCGAGUUACUCGUUCUCACUUAGGACUAU
Messenger RNA from Asterias rubens (European starfish), 2108 nucleotides. Its product is annotated as insulin-related peptide 4-like. Lineage: Eukaryota; Metazoa; Echinodermata; Asteroidea; Forcipulatida; Asteriidae. The transcript has 5 exons. The coding region runs from base 1 to 387 and encodes 128 amino acids. The record is from RefSeq and is a predicted model, not a curated record.